Molecule: messenger RNA, 2342 nt
Organism: Chlamydomonas reinhardtii
Lineage: Eukaryota; Viridiplantae; Chlorophyta; Chlorophyceae; Chlamydomonadales; Chlamydomonadaceae
Exons: 9
Coding region: 38-1756 (572 amino acids)
Biological process (GO): peptidyl-lysine monomethylation
Molecular function (GO): protein-lysine N-methyltransferase activity; protein binding
Source: RefSeq, a predicted model, not a curated record
UCCUUUCCAUUGCCGAUUGCUUGAUACACAAAUACAAAUGUUGUUACGCCAACAGCCAAGAAGUUGCACGAACUCGACAGACACGGGCCUGACAGCGUUUCCGCGCAGUUCGCGUGUCGCUCGAUGGACGCAGGACCCGGGGGCAUGCGGGGUUACAUGCGGCCCGCAUCAGUGGGCCAGCAGCGAUUUGGGCCUGCGCGCGGCGCCCAGCACCUCGACACCGCGCGCCUCUCGACCGACUAACCUCCUGCUGCGGGCUGCGACUGCCGCGUUAGCUCCAACCAGCUCACCGGUGCUUGACGUCGGGGAGCUGGACGCGGGCUCGGCCGUCCUACAGUGGGCUUGCCAGGGCUGGGAGGGCCCGGAGCUUGACGACGAUGAGGACGGACCCGCUGGCCCCGACAGCAGCACCAGCAGCAGCAGCGGCGGCAGUAGCAGCAGCGGGGGCGCCCAGCUACGGCUGGCGGUGGGCGUGCGGGACCUAGGCGGGGGCCGCGGGCGGGGCCUGGUGGCUCUGCGGGACGUGGCGCCGGGGGAGACGCUGCUGAGCGUGUCGAUGGAGCGCGUGUUCUGCAGCGAGCCCGAGUCGGAGCUGCACUGGAGCGCCGAGAUGGGGCUGCGGUUGCUGAAGGCACGGCACGCCUCCCAACAGCAACAACAACAACAGCAACAGCAGCAGCAGCAUAAAUUACAGGGCCGGAAGGUCGCUGCGGUGGACUGGGGUGUGUGGAUUCGGUCCCUGCCGGCCGCGGUGCGCACGCCCCUGGAGUACGGCGAGGCAGAGCUCGGCACCCUGGAUCGCUACACGGCGGCGGAGGUGGCGGCUAUGCAGCAGUGCGUGCAGGAUUGCUUCGAGGCAUUGCAGCCGGAGCUCGAGGCCCUGGGCUGCGGCUGGGCGGACUUCAUGUGGGCUGUUCAGGUGUUCCACUCGCGCUGCUUCUUCGAGCCCACCAGCGGCCGCCACAUGACGGUGCCGGGCGUGGACAUGGCCAACCACACACACACGCCGACAGCAGGCGUGCGCAUCGUGCACCCCAUGUCUCAGGGCUGGGACGCCACAGCGGAGAUUGCGGAGCCGCCGCCGCCCGAGCCCAGCCGCUUCACGCUGGUGGCGGGGGAGGCCGGCAUACGGUGCGGGGAGGAGGUGACCAUCAGCUACGGCACCUGGCCGUCAGAGGCGUUCCUGUUGCUGUUCGGCUUCGUGCCCAGCCCCUGCCCCGGCGAGGCGCUGACGCUGUUCCGAGAUGCGGAGGAGGUCGUGUGCUGGUGCAUGGACCAGCAGCACGGCGGGCGCUCGGGCGGCGAGGGGCAGCGGGAGGAGGAGGAGGAGGACGACGACGACGAGGAGGAAGAGGCAGAGGCACGUAUCGCCACCGCGCUGGAGCAAGUGGCGGCGGCGCUGUCGGCGCCACAGCUUGCCGCCGACACGGAGGCCGCAGCCGUCGACCUUGCCGACUUCACGAACCUGGUGGUGACGCCGCAAGGUGUGGAUGGGCGGUUGGAGCCGUUGCUGGCGGCGGCGGCAGCAGCCGUGCGGGGGCAGGGCGAGACGGCGGCGCCGGCGGCGGGUAUGCCAGCGGCGGAAGCGCGGCAGCUGCUCGUGGCACGCCUGCGGGAGCGCGCUGCUGAGUUCGGUGACGGUGUGGGUGGGGUUGGUGGUGCGGGGCUGCACGAGCCAGCAGUUGCGGCGUUCAGGGCGAGCAAGCGCGCAGUGGCGGAGGCGGCGCUGAAUUCGUUGACGGGGGCGGCGGCGUGAGCUGGCGGUGUCAGUGCAUGGCGAUUGCGGAUAUCGUAGCGGGGCAGGCUGGCAAGUCGCAGCACGCCUUGAAUGCUGGCUUGCUGGCAUAUCACUGGGUCGCCCUCCUAUGAUCACCAUACCGGUAUACUCGCAGUAGGCUCACUUUUCAGGGGCUGGGCGCUGUGUAACGUGGCAGCGGAGGGAGUCAAGAUGCAUAAGCUGUUUAGGGGCAUGGCAGGGUUCUCUUCCAGCUUCGCCUCAGCAGUGCCUCCGGGUUCACUUCCCAUGGUUAAGGCAGCAGGAGCAAGGCUGCGAUGGGGGACUGCCCUGGGGACUGCGGCUUUCCAUUUUGCUGGCUGACUUGGAUUGCUGGCUGGUGGAGUGCGGACUGCGGAGAACUGAACGUCGAAUGCUGCCGACGACCUGUUGGAGGCCGCGCUCGUAGCUAGACGCAAAGAACGAGGGGCAGUUGAUGAGGGCGGAAUUAAGUGUGUGGCUGCCUGUGAAGGCGCUGCCUUUAUGUGCACAGUCCACACACUCCAGUCGUGCAGCUGGGCAAACAGGCAACUGUGCCACACAAACGCCGGGACUUCACGACGUACUC